ACUGUACACGAUUAGCUUGAUUUGGACACAAAAUCUGCGAAAUCAGUGAGAAGGACAGCGCCCAGAAUAACUGUAAACCUCAGCUAGGUGAGGGGCAGCAUCUCGCUGAGAAUGGGCCUCCGGGUGUUUCCUCCGGGCUGUCGGACACUAAAACAGAGGACAUGUACUUCUGUCUGUUAAAGCUGCAAAGCUACACUCCGCUCUCUGAGCAUGCAGUGAGAGUAUUCCUCCUCUCAGCAGUUUGAUCCAAAAAGAAAACGUGCCUUGUAAGGAAGCAGGAUGUUCACAGGCUCCACCAAACUGCCACCCACCAAAACCCCCCAGCCUGAGCGGCUGGAUGAGGUUUACGCUGCUCUACGCAAAGGCUUACAGUCAUACCUGCAGGUCCACCAGCUGGAGCUGGACAGUUUGGGUCAGCAGAUCAGAGAAAACAAGAAAAACAGUCGUCUGGGGUCUCUGUACGAGUUAGAUAAGCAAGUGAAAGCCAUAGAGAGGUUCAUGCGUCGGCUGGAGUUUCACCUAAGCAAGGUGGAGGAACUGUAUGAGGCCUACUGUAUACAGCGGCGACUACGAGAUGGAGCGAGUAAGAUGGUGGCAGCCUUUAACUCUGCCACAGGCAGCAAAGAGGCCCGAGAAAGCCUAAGUGAAGCCAAUAAGGGCUAUAAAGAGUAUACAGAGCACAUGUGCUCCCUUGAGAAUGAAAUAGAAAGCCAGAUGGGAGAAUUUCAUGUCAAGAUGAAGGGCCUUGCUGGGUUUGCACGACUGUGUGCUGGUGACCAGUAUGAGGUGCUGAUGAGGUAUGGGCGGCAGCGCUGGAGGCUACGCGGCCGUGUGGAGGUCAGCAACAAGCAGAUAUGGGACAGUGAGGACUUCACUUUUCAGCCUCUUGUCACAGAACUUCUGUCCAUCAAGGUGACAGAGCUGAAGAGCCUGGCCAAUCAUGUGGUGGUGGGCAGUGUGUCCUGUGAGAUGCUAGAUCUUUUCUGCCCACUGCCACAGACACUCGCUGUGGACAUCAACGACCUGGGGACGGUGAAGCUGAACCUGGAGGUCACCUGGAGUCCGUUUGAUAGGGAUGACCAGACGUCCUCGUCCAACACUGUUUCCAAACGACUUCUGUCCAAUCAAAGCCCUCCUGACACUCCGUCUAUGCGUGAGCAGGUGUUUUAUUCCCUGCUGAAGCGUCAGGGGGAGAUGGAGAACGGUACCGUUUGGUCCAACUCCUCUGAAUCAUCAGACGACUCCUCCAGUCCGGCACUGGCUCAUCACACUCAGAGGCUGAUGGCCUCCAACCUGCUGCAAACUACUCCCACCACUCAGCUGUCGCUCGCACCACACAAGUCCAGCGUGUCCACGCCGUCGCUCUCAUCCAACCAGGAGGAGGAUGAGACGGAAGGCGUAGAUAUUUUCCCUCAGCAGGAAGCAGUGCCUAACGGCCAUCUGCAGGCCCCCUGUUCAGACUGUGGUGCUGCUGACAGAGCUUCUGUUCAGUCAGAGGACAUCAUCUCUGAGACCUCAGCUGAGCUUCUGGAAAGGGUGGACACUUUGGCUGCAGAUGUGCAGACUGAGCAAUGUGAGGAGUCCUCAGCUGGGAGGGAGGCUGAAAUUGAGGAAAUCACUGCAGAGACUUUCCAGGAGACUCAAAGUCAGGCACAUCUACCAGUCCAAGAAAGCAAACAAACAGAGGACACUCCAGCGGCGCCUUUUCCUACUUCUGCCAGUUUCAAUCAGGAAGUUGAGACCGCCCUCGAAAGCUUUGACUUUCUUAACUUUUCAGAUGUGGAAGAAGAGGAGGAGCAGCAACAGCAGGAGAAAGAAGAGCUAGAGGGAAGAUGUGAAGAGGACCAAAAUAAAACCCAGGAGGAGAAAAUAUUAGAAGAAAAACAUGAUGAGGAGAAUGUGUGCUCUGAGGGAAGUGAUGAGGAGGAAGCAGACGGCCUGGAGUUCCUUAUGGAGGCUCCAGAAGGAUUUAGGAACUCCGAUGAAGACCGUUUCUCAGAAUCACAGGAGUCGAGUGUUUCAGACGUGCAAGAUUUUGGCCCAGUGGAAAUUCUGGAGGAAAAACAUAAGCAAGACGGCGAAAAUGGAGAUGGACCUCAUGAGGAGGAAAGCUCUCAUGAUCAGCACGGGAGUCCUUCCACGCCCAGCUAGUCAGCCACUGCUGUUUUUUUUUUUUGUCGCUUUUUUUUGACUGUGUGGAGCCGCAGUCAAUCCAUUUGUUCCGUCCUGACAUACCAGUGCCAUCGCGCUCCCUCUCGCUCUGCAGAAAUGGAGGCCUUGAGGAUGUUCCACUCAACAAUCAGACAAACAACCUCUGCCUGUCAUGGUGGAGUUUGCGCUUGUUUGUUGCCUUGUUUACCAGGAAAACUGAACCUGUGAGCUCCUGCACUCACUGCAUCCUGCUGUCUGUGUUAAAGUGGCACUGAACAGCAGUUUACAUGUUUCCUAUACUUCUCCCAUCAUGUGAUGGAUUCAGCGUCCCAAAAACAUUUCAGGAACAGAUCAAAGCGGCCUUCUGUUUUAAUUUUUUUUGCGCUUGUUCAUGAAUUUUAUAUAAGAAAUUAUUUUGAAAUGAUUUUAAGUUUUUGUUUAUCAAUCUACACAGAAGCAUUUAAAGGUAUUCAGACAGCACCAGUGGAUAUAAUCAGCCUGAUGCUCUUUCAUUACCAGAGGACAGGCUACAAACAUGUGAUGUUUAUCUGCAGACCAGAAAUCCUCCCUGAAAACAAUCAUUUCCUUCAACAUCCCUCUCAGCGCUGACGCUGAAUGAACACGUUCUCUUAUCAGCGAACAUUCAGGAGUUAAGAACUCAUUCUGGGUCGUGCGUUUGCAAAGAUGACAACCAUCUGCAGUUUGCAACUAUAUUUAAACCUGCAUGUGUAGCCGUCUCAUGCUGCCAGCAUGUCUGUAUAAUAAUGAAGCUUAACUGAUCGGUUUAAGUGUGUAAGCUAGGCUCUGCUCCAAGAAAGCCACUGUGUUCCUAUAAAAAAAGACUGCCUCAUGGGGGCUCUGUGGUCUUUUAUUGUUGUGCUUUUACCUGUUUCAUCAGAAAGUGCCUCAAGUGACAUAAGAGAUGUUUUAAAGGUUUUAAACGCCACCAGUGGUUGAUGGCAGUGUUUAUUUUCUGAUUCACUUUAAGGAGUGUGCACAAUGAGAGAUAUUUACUGUUUCAUAAUAAGAAUUGUAUAUGUCCUGAACUGUUCAAAAGGUUUAUGUUCAGAAAUGUUCGAACUUUAUAAAAGUUUCUUUAAAACCAA
This is a messenger RNA of Cyprinodon tularosa, 3257 nucleotides long. Its product is annotated as rho family-interacting cell polarization regulator 1-like. Bases 280 to 2151 code for a protein of 623 amino acids. The record is from RefSeq and is a predicted model, not a curated record. The transcript is spliced from 17 exons. NCBI's taxonomy places the organism in Eukaryota, Metazoa, Chordata, Actinopteri, Cyprinodontiformes, Cyprinodontidae.